Messenger RNA from Budorcas taxicolor (takin), 1462 nucleotides. It is a transcript of the gene TP53I13, whose product is annotated as tumor protein p53 inducible protein 13. Gene Ontology annotation, cellular component: cytoplasm. Lineage: Eukaryota; Metazoa; Chordata; Mammalia; Artiodactyla; Bovidae. The coding region runs from base 59 to 1246 and encodes 395 amino acids. The transcript is spliced from 7 exons. The record is from RefSeq and is a predicted model, not a curated record.
GCGGCGAGCGUACCCUUGUUGGCUGGGCGGGCGGCCGGCCGGCCUGGGGCGGGCUGGGAUGGCGCCUCCUCCGCCGCCGCCCCAGCUGUUGCUCCUGGCCGCCCUGGCAGGACUCCUGAGUCCCCGUGAGGUGGUGGCUGAACCGGCGGCGGAGGAGGCGGGAGCCCGUUGUCCCGAGGGCCUGUGGCCUCUGCCCCCACAGGUGUCACCAAGAGUGACCUACUCACGGAUGCGGCCACAGCAGGCUGAGAACAUCAGCUUCCUCUACCACCCCUGUGCCCACCCCUGGCUGAAACUCCAGCUUGCCCUUCUGGCCCACACUUGUGUGGCCCAGCCCUCACUGGCCCCUGACUCCAGCCUCACCCAGGAUCGGCCCCUCGUACUGGCAGCAUGGGGCUUAGCGCUGGAGAUGGCGUGGGUGGAGCCGGUCCGGGCUGCCCACUGGCUGAAGAGGAGGCAGCAGCGGAAGCAGAGGAGAGAGAAAGCUGGGUUCCGUCCUGACACUGUUCCUGGGCCCCCUUCCUUGGUGCCCACGCUGGGCAGAGGGAGGCUGUGCUGUCGUCGAGGGUGUGUGCAGGCCCCGGCUUUGGCCUUUACUCUGCGGAGCUGGCGGCCACCCGGCGUGGAGGUGGCAUCUAGCGGACAUGGGCAGCUCUUUCCUAGUGGUGCCAGGAGACGUGGGCUGCGGGCUGCCCUUGGUCUCCAGCCCACCCCCUCAGCUCCGAGGGUCCCCUCUGUUUCCCCAGGGAGCUUGGAGGCCAAACAGCCCAUGUUGGGACCUCAGGGAGAAGGCGAUAAUGCCGGGUCUGUGCCCACCGGCCCACUGCUGCUAGGGGGACCAGGAAGCAAUGUCAGCUCCAGGCUGGAGGCUCAGCUGCCCAAAGGGCAGAACAGCCCUGGAGGCUGUGCCUGUCUGGGUCAGGCUUCCCCGGCCCCUCGGGCAGCAGCGCCACCGAGGGCCGCCCGCGGCCCCACCCCGCGCACGGAGGAGGCCGCGUGGGCGGCCAUGGCCCUGACUUUCCUGUUGGUGCUGCUCACGCUGGCCACGCUCUGCACUCGGCUGCACCGAAACUUCAGACGCGGGGAGAGCAUCUACUGGGAGCCCACGGUGGACAGCCGGGACACCGUGGCUGCUGUGCUGAAACGGAGGCUGCUGAUACCCCCUCGCCGGGUCAAGCGCUCCCGCCGGAGACCCCUCCUCCCGCCCACGCCGGACAGCGGCCCGGACGGGGACAGCUCCGAGUGACCUGCACCAGCCCUGCCGCUGGGGCAGGUCCGGCUCCUCCCCCCACCGGAGGCCGCAACCUCCGCCACGUGGCCCGCGCGCAGGGCCGCCCCCUGGCGGCCCGAGGGAGCAGUCACGCCCAAGCGCGGCAGAUGGGCUGAUCCUGUGUGUGGUUUGCUGGGGGGAAUGGGGUGGGGGAGAGGGAGGCGAGAGAAAGGAGCAGUUUCAAGCCUCCGU